UGAACGUCGCUUAAUGAAGGCUGAACUGCUGAUCUCACUCAGAAUGUCUCUGACUGUUUCCCUGCUGUUUCUGCUCUUCAUCCCUGGAGUUGUUGCUCAGGAUGGCUGGGCUGUGAAUUACAACUCAAAAUCUGUCUGUGCUCUAAAGGGGUCUGCAUUAACCAUGGAGUGCACUUACACACCUCCAAGUGGUCACUCAGUCCAAAAGGCUUUCUGGACUAAAGAGCUGGUUACAUCUGGUUCAGAACCUCCUGAUCUGUCAGAUGAUCCAGAGUACAGAGGCAGAGUUCAGUACCUCGGAGAUGAACACAGUGACUGCACUCUCAGAUUUAAAACUGUGAGAGAAAAGGAUCAAAGUAAAUACUACUUCACAUUUAUAACAGACCAACCUGGAGGAAAGUAUCAAGGUGCAGGUGGAGUUGAUCUUUCAAUCACAGAUCUCCAGGUGGAGGUUCCUGAGAGAGUGAUAGAGGGAGAUAAAGUCACUCUCACAUGUAAAACCACCUGCAGACUGACAGUCACACCAACAUUCACCUGGUACAGAAAUGGACAUCAUUUAUCCUCCAGUACUGACCAACUCCACCUGCAGUCGGUCAGCAGGGAGGAUGCAGGCAGGUAUCACUGUGCUGUACUGGGUCUGAACUCUCCUGAGGUCACUCUGAAUGUCAGAUAUCCUCCAAAGAGCGUCUCAGUGUCCAUCAGUCCCUCUGGUGAAAUAGUGGAGGGCAGUUCAGUGAAUCUGACCUGCAGCAGUGAUGCAAACCCACCUGUGCAGAAAUACACCUGGUUUAAAGGAACAUCAUCAGUAGCAAAAGGAGAGACUUACACAAUGAACAUGAUCAGCUCUGUGGACAGUGGAGAAUACAAGUGCAGAUCCAGUAAUGAACAUGGAGAGAAACUCUCUGAAGCUCUAACUCUGAAUGUUUUGUAUCCUCCAAAGAGCGUCUCAGUGUCCAUCAGUCCCUCUGGUGAAAUAGUGGAGGGCAGUUCAGUGAAUCUGACCUGCAGCAGUGAUGCAAACCCACCUGUGCAGAACUACACCUGGUUUAAAGGAACAUCAUUAGUAGCAAAAGGAGAGACUUACACAAUGAACAAGAUCAGCUCUGUGGACAGUGGAGAAUACAAGUGCAGAUCCAGUAAUGAACAUGGAGAGAAACUCUCUGAAGCUCUAACUCUGAAUGUUUUGUAUCCUCCAAAGAGCGUCUCAGUGUCCAUCAGUCCCUCUGGUGGAAUAGUGGAGGGCAGUUCAGUGACUCUGACCUGCAGCAGUGAUGCAAACCCACCUGUGGAAUAUAAGUGGUUUAACGGAACAUCAUUAGUAGCAAAAGGAGAGACUUACACAAUGAACAAGAUCAGCUCUGUGGACAGUGGAGAAUACAAGUGCAGAUCCAGUAAUGAACAUGGAGAGAAACUCUCUGAAGCUCUAACGCUGAAUGUUUUGUAUCCUCCAAAGAGUGUCACAGUGUCCAUCAGUCCCUCUGGUGAAAUAAUGGAGGGCAGUUCAGUGACUCUGACCUGCAGCAGUGAUGCAAACCCACCUGUGCAGAACUACACCUGGUUUAAAGGAACAUCAUUAGUAGCAAAAGGAGAGACUUACACAAUUAACAAGAUCAGCUCUGUGGACAGUGGAGAAUACAAGUGCAGAUCCAGUAAUGAACAUGGAGAGAAACUCUCUGAAGCUCUAACUCUGAACGUUUUGUAUCCUCCAAAGAGUGUCUCGGUGUCCAUCAGUCCCUCUGGUGAAAUAGUGGAGGGCAGUUCAGUGACUCUGACCUGCAGCAGUGAUGCAAACCCACCUGUGGAAUAUCACUGGUUUGAAGGAACAUCAUUAGUAGCAAAAGAAGAGGCUUACACAAUAAACAAGAUCAGCUCUGUGGACAGUGGAGAAUACAAGUGCAGAUCCAGUAAUGAACAUGGAGAGAAACUCUCUGAAGCUCUAACUCUGAAUGUUUUGUAUCCUCCAAAGAGCAUCUCAGUGUCCAUCAGUCCCUCUGGUGAAAUAGUGGAGGGCAGUUCAGUGACUCUGACCUGCAGCAGUGAUGCAAACCCACCUGUGGAAUAUAAGUGGUUUAAAGGAACAUCAUUAGUAGCAAAAGGAGAGACUUACACAAUGAACAAGAUCAGCUCUGUGGACAGUGGAGAAUACAAGUGCAGAUCCAGUAAUGAACAUGGAGAGAAACUCUCUGAAGCUCUAACUCUGAAUGUUUUGUAUCCUCCAAAGAGCGUCUCAGUGUCCAUCAGUCCCUCUGGUGAAACAGCAGAGGGCAGUUCAGUGAAUCUGACCUGCAGCAGUGAUGCAAACCCACCUGUGCAGAACUACACCUGGUUUAAAGAAGGUGGAAGCUCACCUGUAGGAUCUGGACACAGUUAUAGGGCUCUACAGAGUGGAUCCUACUACUGUGUGGCUCAGAAUGAACACAGAUCUCAGAGAUCAGCUGCAGUGACUGUCACUGAAAAAGGGGGAACAGGGGUUUUGAUCACAGUUUUAUGCAUUGUCCUUGGAGUGGUAGCUGGAGUGGUAGCUCUUUUCUACAUAGUUUUUUGUGUAAGGAGAAACGGAAAAGGGAGUACAGCUACAUGCAAAACACAGGAGAGUUACUACAGCAACUUGGGAACUCAGCGAGGAGCAACAACCAGUGAUGCAACACCUGAUCCAGAUCUGUCCAAUCAGGAUGAUGUUCAUUAUGCCAGUGUUGUACUCCAUAAAGUCAGAAACCCCAGGAAUGCUGAGAGCUCUGCAGUGACAGCUUCUGCCUCUGAUGAAGAGGUUCAGUACGCCAGCAUCCAGCACCGCCAUGACAAAGUGGCAGAGAUGACCGAAGAUGACGAUGUUCAGUAUGCUAGUGUAAGAUUUACUCGCACUGGUGCUACCCACAGGUCUGCAGUUUCCACCUAUGAUGAUGUCUCAGUGAUCUACAGUACUCUGAAAUAAACAAUUUGCAAUUCUGUUCAGAACAUUAUCACCCAUGGACUCAACUUUUAUUUAAAGGAAAAAGGACUCAGUCUAUCAGUUGGAUGUAAACCACAACAAGCAUUUUGGAGUUCCCCUAUUCUCCUUUAUUCUUUGACAAUUUUGUAAAACAGUCCAUUUGACAGCCAUUUGAUGUUCACUGUUCAUUUCAAAUAGAUACUAUUUACAAGAAGAUGACUAGCUGAAACACUCAAAAUUUGAUUAAACCAUACCAAACCAUUUCAUUUUGGAUAUACAACCCAAAAGAAAAACCUCAUGAUCCAUUUGCUUGGGGCUGAACCAACACUUUCCCCCUUGUAUUUAUUCUAAAUGUUCAAAGGAGACUGCCCAAAACAUUCUGAAAAUUUAAUACAGCCCUAUCUUUUGACCCAAGACCAUGUGCAGGACCCUUCUGCAACCUGUACAGGUCAACAGGCACAACUGCAAUCACUUCUUAGAGAAUAUUAAG
Molecule: messenger RNA, 3419 nt
Organism: Colossoma macropomum (tambaqui)
Lineage: Eukaryota; Metazoa; Chordata; Actinopteri; Characiformes; Serrasalmidae
Product: B-cell receptor CD22-like
Exons: 15
Coding region: 14-2932 (972 amino acids)
Source: RefSeq, a predicted model, not a curated record